Messenger RNA from Penicillium nucicola, 588 nucleotides. RefSeq lists its product as uncharacterized. Lineage: Eukaryota; Fungi; Ascomycota; Eurotiomycetes; Eurotiales; Aspergillaceae. The transcript has a single exon. The coding region runs from base 1 to 588 and encodes 195 amino acids. The record is from RefSeq and is a predicted model, not a curated record.
AUGUCGCAAUUCAAAUUCGUCAACUCGAAUGAUCCAGUGCCAGGCGACGGCACCCCUCCUGCCCAAUUCAUCAUUAAUGCCCCAGCCUCAACAGACAUCUGGGACAAGCCCCCUUCCACGAGCCGCUUCUCAGCCCCGGUCCUGUACCAAUCCAUCCCGCUGAAAUCGUUCAAACGAGCUCGUGUGGCAUUCAACGCUCUUUGGGAGAAACAAUAUGAUCAGGCUGGUCUGAUCCUUGUCCUCAACACUGUCAAUGGUGGCAAGAAGUGGGUGAAGAGUGGCAUUGAGCUCACCCAUGGCAGACCUCACCUGAGCACCGUCGCUAAAGACAACUGGGCGGACUGGAGCUUGCAGGCUGUGCCUUCUGGGGGUGGCGCAGCGACCCUUGAGAUGGUGAGAGAACAGGACAACAGUCUGUGGAUCUAUUUGGUGGAGGGUCUGCAGAAGUCACCGCUUCGGGAAGUCACUUGGGUCUUUGAGGAAAAAGGUGUCCAGGACCUCUGGGUUGGUGUGUAUGCCGCUCGGCCUUCUAGCGAGGGUGGACUGCUUCCUGUCAACUUUGGACAUUUGAUUAUAGAUCAAGCAUGA